GAGACAGGCAGGGUAGAGUGCAGACGGUAAACUCGUAGCAGUAAAGCAGAGCAUCUGGAAUUUUCACAUCUGGACAUUCUCAGGAAAUAUGACUCUUCAGCCAACAAGCAUCCCUGGCUUCAACACCACUGCACUAGAUAAAGAACACAAUGACACCAGCAAGUUUUACUGUCCAGAAACAGAGGCCUGGGAAUCGUUCUACACCAGUCAGCCUGUGUAUAUCCUGAUCAUCAGUGUGCUGGGAAUUAUAUUGAACCUCUUUGUCCUGAUAGUUUUCUGCCUCCAUAAGAAGCCCUGUACAGUAGCUGAGAUCUAUCUGAGCAAUCUGGCUGCAGCUGAUCUUAUCCUGGUGUCCUGUUUGCCUUUCUGGGCAGUCAACAUCUCCAAUAACUUUGACUGGCCGUUUGGACUAUUCAUGUGCAAAAUUGUCAACGUGGGCAUUAAAUUAAACGUCUACUCCAGCAUCUAUUUCCUUGUUUUAGUUGGCAUAGAUCGAUACCUAGCACUGGUGCAUGCUUUAUCGCAUGGAAGAAUGCGCAGACCAAAGUAUGCCAAACUAGGCUGUCUGCUGACGUGGGGGGUUGGCUUGCUGCUGAGCAUACCCACGUUCAUAUUUAGAGAAGUGAAACAUUUCUCUGAGUAUGGUGUUCAUGCAUGCAUUCUGGAAUAUCCAAGCAAAACUGCUGAGCUGAUUUUUGAUGGGAUGUUGCUGGUUUUUAACUUCAUCAUUCCUUUUUCAAUCAUCUCUUUUUGUACAGUGAAGAUCAUUCAAGCUUUAAAAAGCCAAGGAUUAGAGAGGUUCAAUGCUGAGAAAACGGAGCAGAAGGCCACAGUCUUGAUACUGGCGGUCCUCCUGGCCUUCCUCAUAUGUUGGGUGCCAUUCCACCUCGUCACCAUUUUGGAUAUGCUGUUACGAGCUGAGGUCCUCAUAGGGUGUCACCUCUCAUCUGCAUUAGAUAUCUGCAACCAGCUCUUCACCUACUUGGGAUUUUUCAACAGCGUGCUCAACCCAAUCCUGUAUGUUAUUGUUGGAAAGAACUUCAGAAGAAAAGUCCAAGAAUUCAUGAAGCAGUGGAAUAUUAAGAGAACGAUGACCUCUGAGUCCACACGCUCAAACUUGUCUUCUACUCUCAAAACAUUGGUGUAA
Molecule: messenger RNA, 1147 nt
Organism: Nematolebias whitei (Rio pearlfish)
Lineage: Eukaryota; Metazoa; Chordata; Actinopteri; Cyprinodontiformes; Rivulidae
Product: B2 bradykinin receptor
Exons: 2
Coding region: 89-1147 (352 amino acids)
Biological process (GO): smooth muscle contraction; G protein-coupled receptor signaling pathway; immune response
Cellular component (GO): membrane
Molecular function (GO): bradykinin receptor activity
Source: RefSeq, a predicted model, not a curated record